This is a messenger RNA of Photinus pyralis (common eastern firefly), 1110 nucleotides long. RefSeq names its product sideroflexin-2. The transcript is spliced from 5 exons. Gene Ontology annotation, biological process: monoatomic ion transport; serine import into mitochondrion. Gene Ontology annotation, cellular component: mitochondrial inner membrane. The record is from RefSeq and is a predicted model, not a curated record. Gene Ontology annotation, molecular function: monoatomic ion transmembrane transporter activity. The coding region runs from base 135 to 1103 and encodes 322 amino acids. NCBI's taxonomy places the organism in Eukaryota, Metazoa, Arthropoda, Insecta, Coleoptera, Lampyridae.
CCGCAUUUGAUGGUUGAGUUCACAGUUUUGUUAUUAUUGGUUUUGUUUUGUAACCACUUUUUUUUCUUCUCGCAACCUGUAGACUGUAGGUAUAAAUACGGUUACAUAACAAGUUUCCUCUUAUUUAAAAAAAAAUGCAAGAAAGGCUCAAUAUUGACGCACCUCUUUGGGAUCAAAACUCAUUUAUCGGAAGGUUUAAACAUUUCUUGUGGGUAACUGAUCCUAGAACUUGCAUAGAAAAAGAGACAAGUUUAUUUGAAGCAAAAACUCUAAUUGAAAACUAUCGAACAGGUGCAGAAGGUGAUUCGAUAGAAAAAGUUAUAUAUGCGAAGAAGUUGUAUGAAAGUGCAUUUCAUCCAGACAGUGGCGAAUUACAGAAUGUCUUUGGGCGGAUGUCUUUUCAACUGCCUGGUGGUAUGCUUAUUACUGGUGCAAUGCUGCAGUGGUAUCGAACUGUACCUGCUGUUGUAUUCUGGCAAUGGGUAAACCAGUCCUUUAACGCUCUGGUUAAUUUCACUAAUAGAAAUGCACAAUCGCCUAUUUCUACAACACAGAUGGGUGUCGCGUAUGUGUCUGCCACUUUGUCGGCGAUGGUUACUGCUAUCGGUUGUAAAAGUAUGUUCCAAAAAAGAGCAUCCCCAAUUUUGCAGAGAUAUGUGCCAUUUGUGGCAGUUGCAGCAGCAAAUUGUGUUAAUAUACCACUUAUGAGACAAACAGAGCUCAUUUACGGUAUUGAUGUGGAAGGGGAUGAUGGCAAAAAAUUGUGCCAAUCAAAAGUAGCAGCAGUGAAGGGCAUUUCACAAGUAGUAUUUUCACGAAUUGUCAUGUGCGCUCCGGGUAUGUUGAUAUUACCUGUGAUAAUGGAAAGAUUAGAGAAGUAUAGGUGGAUGCAGCAGAUUAAACCAAUGCAUGGACCUAUCCAAGUCGUACUUGUCGGUUGCUUUUUAAGUAUUAUGGUUCCUACCGCAUGUGCUCUGUUUCCACAAAGAUGUUCAUUGAAGACUACAACAUUGAAAUAUUUUGAACCAGAAGAAUACGCUAAGUUAGAGAAGAUGGUCGGUAAUGACAUACCAUUUCGGGUAUAUUUUAAUAAAGGCUUGUAAAAAAAUA